CGGAGUCCGUGGAGGACACGUUUGGAUGGGAUCGAGCAGUUGACGGGGGAAAGUGAUGGAUUAGUUUGUCCUUGGCCAUUUUGGCGCGACUGCACUCUUCAGUCUUCACCAUUCCGUUGUACCCGGCCACGUGGCACCGCGUCGCGCUUUUACCACUUCCCCGGUUCCCUCUCCCUCCCUGUGCUUUUCAACUCAAAAAAGACUCCAAAAAUACCAGAGAGAGAGAGAGAGAGAGAGAGAGAGGGAGGAAUUUCUUCCAGUAUGGUGACAGUUUAAGAGAGAGAGAGAGAGAGAGAUGAGCUCUAACCGGAAGCAGCAGCAGCAGAAGCGAAGGCUCGAAAGACGAAACGCGAUCAAGAACGUAGACUACGAGCCGUCCUGUUACGCGUGCGAAUGGCCUCCGCCUCAAUUCCGGGCGAAAUCGCUCGACGACCUAGACCGGGGUAGUCUCCGCAUCCGAGGAACCGACGGCGAGUUCGAUCGAAUUUGCACCUUCUUGGGGCUUUCUGGACCCGACGAUUUCGCUAUUCCGGCUGCGGAUUGGGAGGCUCGUAAGUCUCGCUCUUGCCAUUUGCUUAGCCCUAGUUCUGGUGGUACUAGUCAUAAUUUGGAGAGACUCGGUGUUAGUGGAUUCGUUGAAGAUGCUUUAUCAGAUGCUUUUCAAGCUCAGAUUCGAGUUGGAGACAAGUGUUCUCGGUUAAAGAAUGGUUUAAAAAAUCCAGCAGAGGUACAAGCUAGGGUUAGAAAGAUUGAUGAAGUUAGACAUGAUGACAACGAGUCUCGGGUUAGUGUGAGAUGCAGUAGGGUAGGUGGAUGUGGAAUCAAGGGUGAUCGGCCGCCAUUACUUGUUCCUCCGCCGGCAAUUACGCAACCUGUAGUGGACCAUGUUAGCUCAACUUGGGAUUUGUUGAGGUCUUUUGGACCUCAAGACGACGAGGAGUUGUGUUCAACAGAAGGGUUAGGGAUUACGACUAGCGUAAUGUCGAAAGAAGAGGAUAGGGGAAUUGAAGAAGACGUCGAGGGAGUUGAUGGCGAAAUUGUGGGCGAAUUAGAUAUCGAUAGGGUGUUGGUAAGAGAUGAUAGUGUUAGUUUGGAAUCUUGUCCGGAUACAUCAAAUGAUGGUAAGGAUGAGGUAUCCUCUAAUGCGAUGACUAGGGAACCUUUGAAUUCUAUUUCUCCUAAUGGGGAGUUUGAGCGCAGCAUCAAGUGUUGGCAGAAGGGCGACUUUCUUGGGAGAGGGUCUUUUGGAACAGUGUAUGAAGGCUUCACCGACGGAGGGUUUUUCUUUGCUGUGAAGGAGGUGUCUUUGCUUGAUCAAGGAAGCCAGGGAAAGCAAAGCAUUUUUCAACUUGAACAGGAGAUUUCCCUCUUAAGCCAGUUCGAACAUGAGAACAUAGUUCAAUAUCUUGGUACCGACAAGGAUGAUAGCAAACUCUACAUCUUUCUAGAACUUGUAACCAAAGGUUCGCUUGCAAAUCUCUACCAAAAGUAUCAGCUACGGGAUUCCCAAGUCUCAGCGUACACAAGACAGAUUUUGAAUGGCUUGAAUUAUCUUCAUUGCCGUAAUGUGGUUCACAGGGAUAUCAAGUGUGCUAACAUAUUGGUGGAUGCAAGUGGAUCUGUAAAACUUGCAGAUUUUGGAUUGGCAAAGGCUACCAAACUAAAUGACAUAAAAUCAUCCAAAGGGACUGCUUUCUGGAUGGCGCCAGAGGUUGUUAAUAUGAAGAACCAGGGAUAUGGGCUUGCAGCUGAUAUAUGGAGUCUUGGAUGCACAGUGUUAGAAAUGUUAACCUGCAAAAUUCCUUAUUCUCACUUGGAAGUGAUGCAAGCAUUAUUUCGGAUUGGCAAGGGUGAACUUCCUCUUAUUCCUAGUUCCUUAUCAGUUGAUGCCCAAGAUUUUAUCUACAAAUGCUUGCAAGUUAUCCCAGAUGAUCGGCCUACUGCUGCUCAACUAUUGGACCAUCCCUUUGUAAAGAGACGACUGUCAAGUUCAUCGGUGCCCCCAUCUCCGUACCGUAAUGGCACAAGGGCUUGAAACUUUGACUGACUUUUGGUCGUGAUAUCAAGUUGGAAUGAGGUGGCAGAUGGAGAUAUUAUACUUCAUCUGAUUUGUUGGAUCAAAGGUUGGAAGAGCGAGAUUCAACAUUCAUGACUUGAAAGUUCAGUAUCUUGGAACUAUAGAAGCAUUUUAAUGCGUGAAUUUGUUUUCUUCUAUCUGAGUGUGCGCGUUGGGGAGAAUUGGGAAUUGGUAGUGAUACUUAUUGGGCGCAGUAGUUCCUAAAAGGCAUCACCUAUCAGUUUCAUGCAUCCCCGUUAACUCAGCCUACACAGUCCAUUAUUUCACUCCUGAAGCUAGUUUCUUGACAUAUCCUUUGUGACAUCGACAUGGCUAUUCCAUUGAUUGAAUUUGGCUCCGUCGGUGGUUGUAAUUUGUUAUACAGUUCUAAGUCUAAUUUACUAUGCAGGGAUCAUCUACAAGGAAACACACAUCUUCUUGUUCUCGCAGAGGAGUUGAUUUUGUCUAAGCUUAUGGUGGACAGGUCUUGAAUAUUGAUCGUUACAGUGUAAUAUUUGUGGUCUGUGUCUGUGUAACCGUACACGCUCGCGCACAAUCUCAUAAUUACCUUGUAUUGGCGUAAAGGAUGUGGGAAUCAUGAGUGUGUGAUUGUACAUAUUAUUGAGCAGCACAACUGGAGGUGUAUUUUCUCAAUGAGUUCGAUUGUUCCAGUAUAUUGUGUGCGAACAGUGCGAUUAAGAAUUUCUCAAAUAAUAGUUAGUAUUUUUUUU
Rhododendron vialii is the source of this 2787-nucleotide messenger RNA. RefSeq names its product mitogen-activated protein kinase kinase kinase 1-like. The record is from RefSeq and is a predicted model, not a curated record. Gene Ontology annotation, biological process: protein phosphorylation. Gene Ontology annotation, molecular function: protein kinase activity; ATP binding. The transcript has 9 exons. The coding region runs from base 296 to 2035 and encodes 579 amino acids. Lineage: Eukaryota; Viridiplantae; Streptophyta; Magnoliopsida; Ericales; Ericaceae.